Molecule: messenger RNA, 372 nt
Organism: Mesocestoides corti
Lineage: Eukaryota; Metazoa; Platyhelminthes; Cestoda; Cyclophyllidea; Mesocestoididae
Source: the annotation of a GenBank genome assembly
AUGUGCGAGCCGGGCAAUCUGCGCAGACGCCGCAGUCCUUCGAAGCGGGCAAGGCUCUUUUGCUCACCAACUGCUGCUCCGACUACGCUGUCCUCUCGGUUCUUUCUCUCCUCCUCCUCCUACAACCAAAACGCCUGCUUUUGUCAACAACCAGGUGCGACCGAGCCGAGGCAAGGCCAAUAUCGCCCCAGCAUUCCACUGCCACCUCCCCUACCCGAACUACCACAACUGCUGCCGCCACCACCCACGCCACUAUUACCAAAUGCUUUCACCAACCUCCACCACUGCUACUUCCCAUUCUGCCACUACGGCUACUACUACUACCACCUCAACCCCCAUCACCACCACCACUACUGCUACUACAACCACUAA